CGUUGGGGGUUGUCCGAUUGGGGCUGCAAGUGUCUGCCAGUGUGGGCUGGGGCCUUGUCAUUGAGGCAGGGUUGCUUCUGGGCCCCGAGGCAGCUGCCCCAUGCUUUGCUGAGCAGGUACCAUGCUUCCACACUUCCUGCUGUUGCUGAGCCUCUUGGGCCUUAGUGACAGCCUCCAGACAUGGGACAUCCAGGAGCAUGGAACCAAGGUAGCCUCAGGCCCUGCGCCUCUUCGGGAACGGAGACAAGCAGCUGGAGAUGAUGAUUUGGAGGAUUAUGAUUAUUUCCCGGAAGGCACAGAACCCCCAGAAAUGCUGAUCAAUGUCACCAGUGCGGUGGCUGCAAACCCUGAGUCUCCAACUGUGAUGAUCAUGCUGGAGCAGAGAGUUUCUGUGGGGGCCGGAACCUCUGAGUCAACCACUGCCGAGGUUACCGCCACCCGCCCUGCUGGUCCAGACGCAGGAGGACUGGCUGUUGAAAUAGUGAGUACAGAGUCAGUCACAGAGUGGAAGCCAACCACAGUGGAGAUGACCAUCCAACCAGCAGUCACAGAGGCAGGGACCUCACAUCCAGCACCCACAGAAGCAGAGACCUCACAGCCAGCACCCACAGAAGCAGAGACCUCACAGCCAGCACCCACGGAGGCAGAGACCUCACAGCCAGCACCCACGGAGGCAGAGACCUCACAGCCAGCACCCACGGAGGCAGAGACCUCGCAGCCAGCACCCACGGAGGCAGAGACCUCGCAGCCAGCACCCAUGGAGGCAGAGACCUCGCAGCUUCCCAGGAGUCAGGUUGUAAAAAGUCUGUUCACAGAGGCCACAGCCACAGAAGCACCUUCUACAGAACCCACUGCCACAGAGACCAUGCCCACGGAGUCCACUGCUGCGGAAACCAUGUCCACUGACUCUACCAUCUUCCUUGGGUUAUCUGUGACUCAUAAGGACAAUGACGUGGCAACUGGCCACUUGAAUGACAAUGGCUUGAAGAAUGGGCUGUUUGUGACUCCUAGGAGCUCUCUGGCCACAACGACCCCAGGGAUCUCGGACCUCAUCCCCGUGAAGCAAUGCCUGCUGGUCAUCCUCAUCUUAGCCUCUCUGGCCACCAUCUUCCUGGUGUGCACGGUGGUGCUGGCAGUCCGCCUUUCCCGUAAGAACCACAUGUACCCGGUGCGGAACUACUCCCCCACUGAGAUGAUCUGUAUCUCAUCCUUACUGCCUGAGGGGGGUGAAGGGGCCCCUGUCACAGCCAAUGGGGACUUGCCCAAGGUCCAGGACCCGAAGACCGAGCCCAGUGAGGACCGAGACGGGGAUGACCUCACCCUGCGCAGCUUCCUCCCUUAGCCCCCCUGGCAACCUGAGCAAGGCCCUAGCUGUACCUCCACCCGCUGUUCACCAAGGCCACAGAGCUGGACUUCCUGGGUGGACUUUAUCCGUAGGGAUCUUUAGAGAAGGGGCCUGGACCCACCCCAGUCAGGGCCCAGAGCCUCCAAAGUCCUGCAUCUUCUGCUUCAUUCAUGGAACCCGCGGCCUCUAAGCCGAGGACCAUGGUAGCAGCUGCUGCUCCUGGACGCCUCUCUCCGACCUGUCUGCUGCUUUUUCUGUCGCCCCAGCCACAAUGCCUCCCAGUGCUGUGCAGCUUCCUGCAGGUCACUGAAGUCCUGGCUGCACAUCCCCAAGAAAGAAUGAAUUCCCUUACUCCACUCCCAAACCUUCCUCUCAGUUUCAUGGUUCCCAGAAAGGAUCUCUGGGAAGACCGCCCUCUGGCCAUGCCUGUUUCUCUACCCACAGAGAGGGGCAGCUCUCGGCUUUCCCAGGCACCUAUCUGAGGAUCCCAGGACCAGGCUUGGGUCUUGUGAACCCCUGAGCUUCUGUCUGGUGACAGUGGCCUUCCACGGUGGCACAGCACAGGCACUCAAUAAACGUGUAUGACAAAUGGCGGCUGAGUCCUUUGUGGGCCCAGGCUGCCACCUCCAGGUUGGGUUCCUGAAGGGCUCGUAGGCCAAUCUCCAUCUUCCUCUCAGACAAUAGAGAUUUUCAGUGCCUCCUUGGGUGACUGCAGGGGAAAGCACAAUGUAAUUGCACACGCCUAUGCUCCCAGCACUAGAGAGCUGAGGGGCUGGAGGUCAAGGGCCGGAGGUCAAGGGCAUCUUGACGAUGCAGCAGCAAGCUUGAGAGCAGCCUGGGGUCCGUGAGACCCUGUCUCUGGCUGGUGUGGUAAGCUUGACUGGGGCCUACAUGGUAGAAGGAGAAAACUGCUCCCUAGAAAUUGUCCUCGGACCUCCACACACAAUAAACAAACAAAA
This is a messenger RNA of Chionomys nivalis (European snow vole), 2304 nucleotides long. RefSeq names its product selectin P ligand (gene Selplg). The transcript is spliced from 2 exons. Lineage: Eukaryota; Metazoa; Chordata; Mammalia; Rodentia; Cricetidae. The record is from RefSeq and is a predicted model, not a curated record. Gene Ontology annotation, biological process: hemopoiesis; leukocyte tethering or rolling. The coding region runs from base 122 to 1342 and encodes 406 amino acids. Gene Ontology annotation, cellular component: plasma membrane.